GUUAGCGUCGGCCGCUUUUGGCAUGGCGACUUUUUCUGGCCCGGCUGGGCCAAUCCUGUCGCUUAACCUGCAGGAAGAUGUCGAGUUUCAAAAGGAGGUGGCGCAGGUUCGCAAGCGCAUAACCCAGCGAAAAAAACAAGCAACUCCUGGAGUAGUCUAUGUGCGCCACCUACCUAACCUACUUAACAAAACCCAGAUCUUUUCAUAUUUCUCCCAGUUUGGCACUGUGACACGGUUCAGGCUGUCCAGAAGUAAAAGGACUGGAAAUAGCAAAGGCUAUGCAUUUGUGGAGUUUGAGUCUGAGGAUGUUGCCAAGAUAGUUGCUGAAACAAUGAACAACUACCUGUUUGGUGAAAGACUCCUGGAGUGUCAUUUUAUGCCACCUGAAAAAGUACAUAAAGAACUCUUUAAAGACUGGAAUGUUCCAUUUAAGCAGCCAUCAUAUCCAUCAGUGAAACGGUAUAAUCAGAAUCGGACACUAACACAAAAGAUACGGAUGGAGGAGCGAUAAAAGAAAGAAAGAUUACUCAGGAAGAAAUUAGCUAAAAAAGGAAUUGAUUAUGAUUUUCCUUCUUUGAUUUUACAGAAAACGGAAAGUAUUUCAAAAACUAAUCGUCAGACGUCUACAAAAGGCCAGGUUUUACGUAAGAAGAAGAAAAAAGUUUCAGGUACUCUUGACACUCCUGAGAAGACUGUGGAUAGCCAGGGCCCCACACCAGUUUGUACACCAACAUUUUUGGAGAGGCGAAAAUCUGAAGUGGCUGAACUGAAUGAUGAUGAUAAAGAUGAUGAAAUAGUUUUCAAACAGCCCAUAUCCUGUGUAAAAGAAGAAAUACAAGAGACUCAAACACCUACACAUUCACGGGAAAAAAGACGAAGAAAAAGCAAUCAGUGAUUUUCAAUGUAUUAUAUUUCUUCUGAAAAAUAUAA
This is a messenger RNA of Pongo pygmaeus (Bornean orangutan), 930 nucleotides long. RefSeq names its product MKI67 FHA domain-interacting nucleolar phosphoprotein-like. NCBI's taxonomy places the organism in Eukaryota, Metazoa, Chordata, Mammalia, Primates, Hominidae. Gene Ontology annotation, molecular function: RNA binding. The record is from RefSeq and is a predicted model, not a curated record.